CACAAUUGCUGCUGGCCUUGUUGAUCAUUAUGAACCUGAUGUCGCUUCAGUCACAACACCGUACAAGUUUUUAUAUAUGACCUAGUUUUGAGUAAACAACAAACUCUGGCCUCAUUUAAUUCCCAUCAGAAACAACUUCUUGUCACUGCAUAUCCGUGGCUCCUAGUAGAAGUGACAGCUGUCUCCAGACUGUCCCUACUGUCCCCCCUCCUCCCUCAUAGCAGCACACUUCAUGUACGGUGUCAUAGAGGGGGGACGCGAGUUUGGGAUUAGCUCAUUAAGACGGACAUCUUUGAUCCGAGGUUAUCUCUCCCAUUUCCACGGCAACCCGAUCGCAUCCUGGCCUCUUAAGACACACAUGAGUGCACAAAGCCGCAGAAGGACACGCACACGCACACACAAACGGGCCCCCAAAGCCCUGGAGAGCAGGGCCCAACAGAGAUGUGAAGUGUAGAUGUGCAGCAACAGCUAAACGUCGUGUCAGGUUUCUGGGGGCUCGUGCUAAAUUUAACCCUGUGAUCCUGCAGCAGGCAGAGGGGUUUAAAUGCCAGCCUACAGUUGCUCCAGACCAGUUGUUCUCCACACGUCUUCCACUCAUCACAAACUUGGGCCAGGAAGAAGACAGCCAGCCACACACACGUAACACUCCAACACAGACGCAGGACCCGAGACCACGUAGUAAAGAGCAGUUCCACGCGGAAGCAGGGAUCUUUGCCCCCUUUACAUCCAGACCAGUCCAGUAUGGAGCUUUUCGAGACCAACCCUUACUUCUUCCCUGACCAGCGUUUCUAUGAAGGAGGGGACAGCUACUUCCCCUCUCGCUUGCCGGGGGCGUUUGACCAAACCGGCUACCAGGACAGGAACUCCAUGAUGGGCUUGUGCGGGAAUCUGUCUGGGGGUGUUGGAGUCGGGGUGACGGCUACAGAAGACAAACCCUCUCCGUCCAGCCUGUCGCCUCAUUCUGAGCCCCACUGUCCCGGCCAGUGCCUGCCCUGGGCCUGCAAGCUGUGUAAAAGGAAGACGGUGACCAUGGACCGGCGGAGGGCAGCCACACUGAGGGAGAAGAGGCGCCUGAAGAAGGUGAACGAGGCCUUCGAUGCUCUGAAGAGGAGCACCCUGAUGAACCCCAACCAAAGGCUGCCCAAGGUGGAGAUCUUGCGGAGCGCCAUCCAGUACAUCGAGAGGCUUCAGGCCCUGGUGUCCUCCCUCAACCAGCAGGACACUGAGACGGGACAGCAGGGAUUGCACUACCGACCGAGCCAGACCCAGCCCAGAGUGUCGUCGUCAAGCGAGCCCAGUUCUGGCAGCACCUGCUGCAGCAGCCCAGAGUGGAGCAGCACUCCAGAGCAGUGCACGCAGAGCUACAGCAGCGAGGAUCUCCUGAGUGCUGCUGACUCUCCAGAGCAGGGGAACAUGCGGGCUUUGACCUCCAUCGUGGACGGCAUCUCUGCAACUGACGGACCUGUGGCCUUUUCUGUGGACAUUCCCAAAUAGACCCUCCACCUAGCGGACCCAUGGGUGCACA
This is a messenger RNA of Acanthochromis polyacanthus (spiny chromis), 1525 nucleotides long. RefSeq names its product myogenin (gene myog). The transcript is spliced from 3 exons. Gene Ontology annotation, biological process: positive regulation of myoblast differentiation; positive regulation of transcription by RNA polymerase II; muscle organ development. The record is from RefSeq and is a predicted model, not a curated record. Lineage: Eukaryota; Metazoa; Chordata; Actinopteri; Pomacentridae. Gene Ontology annotation, molecular function: DNA-binding transcription factor activity, RNA polymerase II-specific; protein dimerization activity; RNA polymerase II cis-regulatory region sequence-specific DNA binding. Bases 742 to 1494 code for a protein of 250 amino acids.